Messenger RNA from Setaria italica (foxtail millet), 2105 nucleotides. Its product is annotated as aspartic proteinase oryzasin-1. The transcript is spliced from 14 exons. Lineage: Eukaryota; Viridiplantae; Streptophyta; Magnoliopsida; Poales; Poaceae. Gene Ontology annotation, molecular function: aspartic-type endopeptidase activity. The record is from RefSeq and is a predicted model, not a curated record. The coding region runs from base 248 to 1876 and encodes 542 amino acids. Gene Ontology annotation, biological process: lipid metabolic process; proteolysis.
GUGCGGGGGGCGAAUCGUUGAUCUUCGAAGGCACCGCAGCGCUGGUCCGAAAAUGUAACGUGCCGCCAACCCUGCUUGCCCCGAACACCCAAAUGCAGGCGUACUUACUGCUACGACGUCGUCGUGCUCCCGUCCUCCGUCUAUAAAUCGCUCAUCAAACGCCGCCGCCAACUCUUGGGCUUCCGCUUCCCCUUUGCAGCAGCGUCGAUCCGUCGCCCCAGACAGGCCAAGCGGUCCCUGCUUCGAGAUGAUGGGGCAUCGAACAUGCGGGGCGAUCUACAUCCUUCUCUCCGUGCUCUCUGCGUCGACGACAGUGCUCGCGUCAUCGAACAGCGACGGCCUGAUCCGCAUCCCACUGAAGAAAAGAUCGAUAAUGGAGAGCAUCUACGGGGACCUUCUGCCGAGGACCAGCACGGUGGAGAGCCAAGCCGCGGCAGGGAGAGAUGUCUACGAUCCGGUGCGGUCAGCCAUUGUCCAAGCUCGUGAGCGGGAACACCAGAUGCUAGUCGAGGCUGCGGCCAUGGAGCGGAGGCGCAAAUACUACUGGAGUUACAGGGGGAGCGGGGAAAACAGUAGCGGUGAACCUGUUCCGCUGAAGAACUUCUUGAACGCCCAGUACUUCGGGCAGAUUGGGGUUGGCUGCCCGCCGCAGAACUUCACCGUCGUCUUCGACACCGGGAGCGCCAACCUCUGGGUCCCUUCUGCCAAGUGCUUUUUCUCGCUUGCAUGUCUCUUCCAUCCCAAGUAUGAAUCAAGUCUGUCCAGCACUUACAAACCGAAUGGAACGCCGGCUUCUAUUCACUACGGAACAGGAGCAAUUGCUGGUUUUUACAGCGAAGAUCAGGUCACGGUUGGAAAUCUGGUAGUUCAAAAUCAGGAAUUCAUUGAAGCUACUCAUGAACCUGGUUUCACCUUUUUAUUAGCGAAAUUUGAUGGCAUCCUUGGGCUUGGGUUUCAGGAAAUUUCAGUGGAAGGUUCAGUCCCAGUAUGGUACAACAUGGUGAACCAAAGACUGGUGCAAGAACCUGUUUUCUCCUUCUGGUUAAACCGAAACCCAAUCGAAGGAGAAGGAGGUGAAAUUGUGUUUGGAGGUGCUGAUCAGCAACACUACAAAGGCAGUCAUACAUACACCAGAGUUACUCGGAAAGGUUAUUGGCAGUUUGAAAUGGGUGAUUUCCUUAUUGGUGGGAAGAGCACUGGAAUUUGUGUGGAUGGAUGUGCGGCCAUUGCAGACUCGGGAACCUCGUUGAUUGCUGGUCCUCUGGUUGCCAUUGCCCAGAUUCAUGAACAAAUUGGAGCUGCUGGAGUGGUGAACCAUGAGUGCAAACAAGUUGUUGCUGGGUAUGGGCAACAAAUGCUAGAGCUGCUGAAAGUUCAGACACAACCAGCACAAGUAUGUUCGAAGAUUGGGCUUUGCACGUUCGAUGGAAAACAUGGAAUCGGUGCUGGUAUUGAGAGUGAAGCAGGAUCUGUAGAUGGCAUGUCUGAUGCUAUAUGCAAGGCAUGUGAGAUGAUAGUCUUCUGGAUGCGAAGUGAGCUCAACCCGAACAAGACCAAGGAGGGCACUCUGGAGUAUGUCGACAGGCUCUGCGAAAACAUGCCUGAUCCUGUGGGAUCACAUGUGGAUUGCAGACACGUCGACUCCCUACAAACUGUUGCGUUCAGCAUCGGUGGAAGAGCAUUUGAGCUCCAGCCUGAGCAGUACGUUCUCAAGGUUGGCGAGGGAUUCAUGGCACACUGCAUCAGCGGGUUCACGGCUUUGGACAUUCCCCCUCCAAUAGGCCCUCUCUGGAUAUUGGGUGACGUCUUCAUGGGAGCCUACCACACCAUCUUUGACUAUGGCAAAAUGAGGGUUGGGUUCGCAGAUUCCGCAUGACGCAAGCAUUUGAUGGAGUGAAAUUUGAAAUUUGUCGUUGGUUUAUAUGUUACAGUUUGUUUUUUCAAAUCACAUAAAUUGUAGCGGCAGAAAAACUCUGCAUUGUGUAGCGUUAGAUGUGACUACACAAUGCAGAGUUUUUCAGGAGUUUUCAUAGAGUGCAUGUAGAAGAAAUGUUUAUCUUUGCAUCAAGAAAUAAAAGGAAACAGGCAACUUUCAUUUGUUCUUA